This is a messenger RNA of Didymodactylos carnosus, 4593 nucleotides long. The record is from the annotation of a GenBank genome assembly. Lineage: Eukaryota; Metazoa; Rotifera; Eurotatoria; Philodinida; Philodinidae.
AUGGCUAAUAAGUCUAUGACCACAAAAGCUGAAGAUGAGACGUAUCAGCUAUUGGAACAAUUGGAUCAUAUUCUGAAACGUCCAGAAACAUAUAUUGGCUCUACAAAACCAACUACAGAGGAUAUGUGGAUAGUCGAUGACAGUGGGGAAGAAGUUAAAAUCAUUAAAAAAGAAGUAACAUAUGUACCCGGUUUAUACAAAAUAUUUGAUGAAAUAUUAGUCAAUGCUGCUGAUAAUAAACAACGUGAUCCGACAGGCAUGUCCUCAAUCGAUAUUCAUAUUAAUGGUGAGAAAAAUGAGAUUAAGAUUUGUAAUGACGGCAAAGGCGUUCCAGUCCGAAAAUGGGCGAAAGACGAAACGAUUUAUAUUCCAACAUUAAUAUUUGGUCAAUUAUUAACAUCAGAUAAUUUUAAUGACGAUAAAAAACGAAUCACUGGUGGUCGAAAUGGCUAUGGUGCAAAAGUAACAAAUAUAUUUAGUUCGAAAUUUAUCGUUGAAACAUCAUCUAAAGAAUUUGGAAAAACAUUCAAGCAGGUUUGGACAAAUAAUAUGCGUUCACCAGAAGAUGCACAAAUCACAAAAACUGGUGAAAAUGCCAAAGAAUAUACAAGAAUCACAUUUUAUCCCGAUUUAAAACGAUUUGGUAUGGAUAAAUUAGACGAUGAUAUGAUUUCAUUAUUCAAACGUCGCGCUUACGAUGUUGCUGUAUCCACGAACGUAAAAGUUACACUCAAUGGGAAAAAGUUAGCGAUAAAAUCACUAAAAGAUUAUAUUCAGUUAUAUGUUGAUUGCGAACCAAAUCAAAUUGUUCAUAAAAAGUUUAAUGAUCGAUGGGAAAUUGGUGUUGUUAAAAAUGAACAAUAUUCAUCUGGUCAACAACAAGUUAGCUUUGUUAAUAGUAUAUUAACAUCCGAUGGUGGAAAACAUGUUGAUUAUAUUAGUGAACAAAUAGCACCAAAAAUAGUUGAAGCAAUUAAAAAGAAGAAUAAACAAGCCAGUGAAUUAAAACCAGCUGAAGUUAAAAAACAUUUAUUUUUAUUUGUUAAUUGUUUAAUUGAAAAUCCAGAAUUUGAUUCACAAGCUAAAAAACAAUUAUCAACAACAAAAUCACAUUUUGGUUCGAAAUGUGAGAUUAAAGAUGAUGAAGCCUUUAUCAAAGAUGUUGUAAAAAAAUGUGGUAUUAUUGAACAAGUUAUUGAUUGGUUAGAAAAUAAACAAACAGCAAAACUAAAUAAACAAAGUGGUUCAAAAACAUCAAAAUUAAAAGGUAUACCAAAAUUAGAUGAUGCCAAUGAUGCUGGAACAAAAAAUUCGAUUUAUUGUACAUUGAUCGUUACAGAAGGAGAUUCAGCUAAAGCAUUGGCAGUAGCUGGCCUUGGUGUUAUUGGACGAGAUCGAUAUGGUUGUUAUCCAUUACGUGGUAAAAUGUUAAACGUUCGUGAAGCAGCAAAUAAAAAAGUUACUGAUAAUAAUGAAAUAACACAAUUAUGUAAAAUACUUGGUCUCAACUACAAAGAAACAUAUGAAACAAAAGCUGAUUUAAAUAAAUUGCGUUAUGGUAAAUUAAUGAUUAUGGCUGAUCAAGAUUUUGAUGGAAGUCAUAUUAAAGGAUUAGUGAUUAAUUUUAUUCAUUAUAAUUGGCCAAAUUUAUUAAAACAUGAUUUCAUUGAAGUAUUUAUUACACCAAUUUUAAAGGUGACAAAAGGUAAAACAGAAAUUCCAUUUUAUUCCAUGCCUGAAUUUGAAGAAUGGCAAGAGAAAACAAAAGAUUGGGCCAAAUAUAAAAUGAAAUACUACAAAGGUCUUGGUACAUCAACCGCAAAAGAAGCAAAAGAAUAUUUUUCCACUAUGGACCGUCAUCGUAUUGUACUCAAAUAUUUGGGUACCAAAGAUGAUUUGGCAAUUCAUUUGGCAUUUAAUGGAACGUUGGCUGAUGAUCGAAAAGAUUGGAUAAAAUGGCAUUCAGAAGAUUUAAAAAAUCGUCGUGAACAAAAUUUACCAAUUGAUUAUUUAUAUAAAAAAAAUACAAAACAAAUCAAUUACACGGAUUUCGUCAAUAAAGAAUUAAUAUUGUUUUCAAAAUCGAAUACUGAACGAGCAAUACCAAAUAUUAUGGAUGGUUUUAAACCAGGUCAACGAAAAAUAAUGUACGUUUGUUUUACAAAAAAUAUCAUUCGUGAAAUUAAAGUAGCACAAUUAGGUGGGAAAGUUGCUGAAUAUUCUGCCUAUCAUCAUGGUGAAAUAUCAUUGACAAAAACAAUUGUUGGUCUAGCACAAAAUUUUGUGGGUGCAAAUAAUAUUAAUUUACUUGUACCAGCUGGUCAGUUUGGAACACGUAUUAAUGGUGGUGAUGAUGCAGCCAGUGCACGUUAUAUUUUUACAAAAUUAAGUUCAUUGGCACUUGCAUUAUUUAAUAAAAAUGAUGAAGCACUAUUGACCUAUUUGAAUGAAGAUGGUAUGAGAAUUGAACCGGAAUGGUAUUGUCCACUUAUACCAAUGGUCUUAGUCAAUGGAGCCACUGGUGUGGGAACAGGAUAUUCAACAGACGUUCUGAAUUAUGAUCCAAUGAUAUUGGCGAAUAAUAUGCGUUACUAUAUUCGCCAGGAAAAAGAACGUCGUGGUAUUACUUCAAAUUAUCCAGACACAAUAACAUUAAAAGAAUUGAUACCAUCAUUUAAAAAUUUUACUGGUGAAACUAAAUUGUUGGAUAAUGAUCGUACACGUGGUGUUAUUAAUGGUGUUUGUGCAAAAUUAGAUGAUCAAACAAUUGAAAUAACCGAUUUACCAGUUGGCAUAUGGACACAAACAUAUAAAGAAGCCACAUUAGAACAAAUGUUAAGUCCAAAAGAUGGCACACCACCGCUAAUUCUUGAUUAUAAAGAAUAUCAUACGGAUACAACUGUACGUUUUGUUGUUAAAAUGACUCCACAAGCAUUGGCCGAUUAUAUUCAACAAGGAUUACACAAAGUAUUAUUCGAUCAUAAUAAUGUACUGCGUUUGUACAAUAAUGUCGAGGAAAUAUGUGAAGAGUUUUUUACUACUCGUUUAUAUAUGUAUGUGAGACGUAAAGAAUAUAUGGUCGGUUCAUUACAAGCAAUAUGUCUGAAAUUAGAUAAUGUUGCACGAUUCAUCAAAGAGAAAAUUGAAGGUGUUGUUGCUGUUGAAAAUAAAAAAAUAUCAAAAGUUGUGGAAAUGUUAAUUGAACGAAAAUAUGAUCGUGAUCCAGAGAAAGUAUGGCGUGAAGAAUCUAAGAAAAAAUUUAGUGUUGAUAUUCAACAAGCAACAUCGUCAUCUUCAAAUAGUGAUGAUGCGUUAGACGAUAUGCAACAGAAACAAGAUGAGGAAGAAAAUGAUGAUGAUGAUGAUGGAUCUGGUAAUCAAAAUCAGCCAACGACUGGCACAGUGGCAGUCAGAGAGCGUGUUGAUACAACAUACUAUGAUUAUCUUAUUAAUAUGUCAUUGAGAAAUUUGACAAAAGAAAAACGUGACGAUAUAUUGAGAGAACAAAAAGCAAAACAUGAUACAUUAGAAGCGUUGAAAAGUAAAACACCGGAAGAUUUAUAUGAAGAUGAUUUGGAUAAUUUUGAAAAUGAAUACAAAAAACAAAUGACUAAAGAAAAAGCAGAUGAAAUGACUGAUGUGGCACAUUAUACUACAAAAAAAGUGGGUGGACCCGCAUCAAAAAAACAAAAACCAGAACGACAAGAAACAAAACCGGCACCACAUGGACAAAAAAUAGCACCUGUCAUUGAUCCAAAUUUGCUGAAAAAAUCGGAAGAUGAACAAAAGAAACGAAAAAGAGAAGAAAAAGUUACAGAUAAACAAAAAAUCAUUGAUUUUCUUAUCCAAGAGGGUAUUACAGGUGAUCAGUUGGCAAGUUUAAUCCCAGAAGCCAAGAAAAAGAGAGUUAAAGGUGCAGUGACUAGUGAUGGAAAGAAAAUAGCUAAAGAAAAAGAAAGUCCCGUUGAAAAUAUUAUUAAUAGUAACACUGAAUUUAGUGGUGGAAAUGAAUCUGGCAAAAGUCAACCAACAAUCGAGUCGUAUAUGAGUAAAGAUAUAAUAUUAAAAUCAAAUCCAAAACGAGUAGUGAAAGAAAAAGUUCAAAAAUAUAAAGGUGCUGAUGAUAGUGAUGAUUCAGAACAAAAACCCAAUGGAAUGGAUACAGAUGGUGAAGAUGAUGAUGUUAAAUAUCUACCCAGUGAGGAUAGUGAUUACGAAAAACCAAAAGCCAAAAAAUUAGCAAAACCAAAACCAGCUACAACGUCAUCAAAUGGUACAAUUGCCAAAAAAAGUUCACCAAGCAAACCGAAUGCAUUUAAUGUUUUAAUGUCGUCGAAUCAAUUAAAUGUUGUAGAAAAGGCAAAGAAAACACAUAUAAAAAAAGAAACAAAUGGAAUUCAGAAAGAAGGAAGUGAUAUGAAAACAAUAAAGCCAACAGUUAAACGAACAAAAGCAAUGAUUAAAGAUGAAAGUGACAAUGAAGUCGUCGAUCUCGAUGAUUCAUUCUCGUCGGAGUCAAAAAAGCCUCGACGAGCUGGUGCAAAAAAGGUUUAUACAAUCGCUGAUGAUAGUGAAAAUGAUUUUGAAAAUUAG